Ilex paraguariensis (yerba mate) is the source of this 276-nucleotide messenger RNA. The record is from the annotation of a GenBank genome assembly. Lineage: Eukaryota; Viridiplantae; Streptophyta; Magnoliopsida; Aquifoliales; Aquifoliaceae.
AUGGAAGGUGAUGGAGAGAAGAAGAUUAAUCUUGAAGUCGAAGACAUUCGACUGAUAGAUAUUUCAUCGGAGGAUGAUUUUCUGAUUGCUUCUCCGAUAUUCGAUUCUCUUGAAGACCUGCGCCUUUCAGUGACAUUGGAGAAUACAAAGCAGCAUGAAGGGUACAAGCUGUUUGGGGCUUCCAGUUCUCUGGAAGUAAAAACUGCUGCAGAAGUGCUUCUGCCAAAGGAACAAAAGCAUUUAUUUUCUGAAUCCAUGGAGCCAGCAAGACNGUGA